Messenger RNA from Carcharodon carcharias (great white shark), 1389 nucleotides. Its product is annotated as C-type lectin domain family 10 member A-like. The record is from RefSeq and is a predicted model, not a curated record. The transcript is spliced from 9 exons. Bases 71 to 949 code for a protein of 292 amino acids. NCBI's taxonomy places the organism in Eukaryota, Metazoa, Chordata, Chondrichthyes, Lamniformes, Lamnidae.
AUAUAAAGUUCCCCAUUCCCUCACCAGUUCCCUGUGAAGCUCGGCACCAGUUUCUGCAUUGUCUUACAGAAUGGCUGGAGAACAUGCCUACUACGAUUUUGAGAACUUCAAUCUUGACAAUGAACAAAAACAGCAACAGGCUAAGCAGAUUCCAGGUAGCCGAUUUAAGUCAGUCUUCUCUGGAAAGUGGUGGAUGCUCCUAAUCUUCAUCCUUCUGUGUGUUAUCCUUAUUCUUCUGAUCACUGGAGUCAUUAGAUGUUCAGAGACCAAUGAGACAGUGGAGGAGUUUCAGUCGCAGGUCCAGAUGCAGGUCUCUCACGCACUGAAUAAUGUUUCAGAUAAAUCAGAACUGAAGGAACUCGAGCUGCGUAUUCGAAAUGAAGUGACACAGUUGGGUCAAAGAGUUUCAGACAAAUCAGACCUGAAGGAACUCGAGCUGCGUAUUCAGGAUCAGGUGACACAGAUGGGUGCAGGAGAGCUUUCAAAGAAGAUUACUAACUUCAUGAAUACUAUAUCCAACAAACUAGAAAUGCUGCCAGAACCUGCAUGUCAGAACCUUCAAUGCGCUCACCACUGGAUACACUUCAAUGGGAGCUGUUACUUCUUUUCAACUAAAAAAGCCUCGUGGACCUCAAGCAAGAUGUACUGUUCACUCCAACAGUCCAACCUUGUUGUCAUUAAUACCAUUGAAGAGCAGCAUUUUGUUACAAUGGAAAGUGACUCCAAAUUAUUCUGGAUUGGCCUGACUGAUCAUGAGAAUGAGGACAAGUGGGAAUGGGUCGAUGGCACAGAUUACAAGACAACACCAAUGUUUUGGGCUCCUCAAGAACCCAACAAUUCUGGGACAGGUGAGGACUGUGCCCACACCAAUGAUCAAGGAAGAUGGAAUGACAAUCAGUGCUCUCAGAAAUUUCUCUACAUCUGUGAGCAAAGAGCCAAAACAGCUUGAAAUCCUGCCACAAAUCUCAAUAACACAAGCGGCAUUUUCUGAAUAGUUGGUUGUUUUCGCAAGUAGAAUAAUUUUCACAAUAUUUUUCUAGUUUAGUGUAAAGUAGGUUUAUGGGGGAUUGCGGUGUCCUGUCUGUGUUUGUGAUUUAAUUAUGUUUUGUAGCCAAGCAGACUGCAAGUUGAAGUUAUCAAAAGGAGUAGGGAAUAGAAGUGUCUUUAAUAUGCUAAUGAGCAAACAUGGUUGGGGUCUUAGCAUGUCAGGAGUGAAGGGAAUUUGCAUUUUUAGAUAGAUGAAGGGGGAUUUGGUUUUCAUCUGUUUAGAAACAGCCAGACAAGCAAGCUGAGGAAUGUGUUUAUUUUUCUCAAGGGCUACUGACAGUUUAGUAGCAACAUGAAAAGAUUUAUAUUAUGAGAAAGGUAAAGUUCCAAAGACAUAUGGAC